Molecule: messenger RNA, 1647 nt
Organism: Mercurialis annua (annual mercury)
Lineage: Eukaryota; Viridiplantae; Streptophyta; Magnoliopsida; Malpighiales; Euphorbiaceae
Product: CRS2-associated factor 2, mitochondrial
Exons: 6
Coding region: 157-1248 (363 amino acids)
Biological process (GO): Group II intron splicing
Molecular function (GO): RNA binding
Source: RefSeq, a predicted model, not a curated record
AAAGAACAGAAAUUUGAGAUACAAUGUCAAUAUUCUUUUUGAAAUUGUAUUCUUCCAAAUUAAUUCUGCCCUUUAAUGGUUCAUAUAUGUAGCUCUCUUUUUUAAAUUCAGGAGUUCAUUGCUUACUCUCUUUGGUUUUUUUCUAACACUAACCAAAUGCCAGUAAAGUUUAUUUCUUUGCUUCAUAAAACCCUAACCCAAAACCCCAAAUAUUUACAAUUCAAUUAUUUCACUUAUUUCUUUAAUCAUACACUCUCUCAAGACCCAUAUGAUCCACCUUUUACUCUCAAGUCCAAACCCGCAAAAUCCAAACUGAAGACGAAAAAGGCGCCAAUAGAACUACCAGACUCGGAUGAUAAUGACCCGAAACUCCCGUUGAAAUCGGACCUUCCUUUUGAUUUCAGAUACUCGUAUUCAGAAUCCAAUCCAGCCAUUGAGCCAAUUGGGUAUCGGGAACCGAAACGGUUUUCGCCGUUCGGACCGGGUCGGCUCGAUAGGAAAUGGACGGGUACUGCUGCUCCGGUUCAGGCGGAGGUGGAUAUGGAAAGAAGAAUGGAGGAGAGGAGUCGGAUUCUUGGUGAUCCACUCACGGAAGAGGAGGUGGAGGAGCUUGUGGAGCGGUACAGGCACAGUGAUUGUUCUAGGCAAAUUAAUUUAGGGAAGGGGGGAGUUACUCACAACAUGUUGGAUGAUAUUCACAAUCACUGGAAGAGAGCCGAAGCUGUGAGGAUCAAAUGUUUGGGAGUGCCAACUCUUGAUAUGGAUAAUGUGUGCUUCCACCUUGAGGAUAAAUCUGGUGGGAAGAUUAUUUACAGGCAUAUCAAUGUCCUUCUUGUAUACCGUGGUCGAAACUAUGAUCCCAAGAACCGGCCUGUUAUUCCAACCAUGCUGUGGAAGCCUUAUGCUCCGAUAUAUCCAAAGCUUGUUAAGAAUGUAGCUGAUGGUCUAACGUUUGAAGAAACAAAAGAGAUGAGAAAUAGAGGGUUAACUUCUCCGGCACUAAUGAAACUCACCAGGAAUGGUGUGUAUGUGAAUGUCGUGGAGAGAUUGAGGGAGGCCUUUGAGACUGAAGAAGUUGUGAGACUAGACUGCACAUAUACUGGCUCCAGUGACUGUAAACAGAUUGGUGUAAAGUUAAAGGAUUUGGUUCCUUGUGUUCCUCUUUUAUUCAAGGAUGAGCAGAUUAUACUCUGGAGAGGCAAAAGAGAUCAGAACCAGGAUCCAGUCGCCGCCUUGAUGAACCCUUAGAUACUUGGCUCCGACGUGCAGUUAAACGAUGCUGGUGGAUUGAGUCGAGCCAUGCUUUGAAACGCAUCAUUGUAAGACAAAGUUGACAGUAUUCAUCCUUUGCCAUGUCCCCAUGUUUGCUUUUCCAAACGAGACGAGAAGGUCCAGUUACGGCAUCCCUUGUGGAAUUUCUGUGCUUAUAUAGAGAAUUUACCUGCUUUCCUCCAUGUUACUCGACACGAGGUCGUCCUAGGUUAGGGAGCAUUUCGGAAAAAAUGUCCCUGCCAGCUAAUAAUAUCUACAUCAUGUUAAAAAUUAUUAUACUCUUUGCUAGUAAAUCAAAUGUGUUGAUCUUGUAUCAUUGUAGAACAUAAUUAUUGACAUUUCAAGAUUUACUAAUAUAUUUAGCAAAUUUUAAUA